Messenger RNA from Lolium perenne, 1146 nucleotides. RefSeq lists its product as uncharacterized. The record is from RefSeq and is a predicted model, not a curated record. Lineage: Eukaryota; Viridiplantae; Streptophyta; Magnoliopsida; Poales; Poaceae.
GUCUCCUCUCCUCCUCUUCGAUCACUACUAGCUCGAAGGAGGCUCGCACGUACGUAGCUAGCUAGCGAUCCAUGGCGCCGCGCUUCCUGGCGUGCUUCGGCAGGGGCAGCGCGACGGCCUCGGCGCCGGACCCGGCGGAGGAGCUGGCCCCGGGCCCGGUGCUGGUGGAGCUCUUCUCCUCGCAGGGUUGCGCCGCGUCUCCCGACGCAGACGCCGUGGCGGCGCGGCUGGCGCAGGACUCGGCCGGCGGCGUGGUGGUGCUCGGGUUCCACGUCGACUACUGGGACUACCGCGGCUGGAAGGACCCCUUCGCCUCCAGCGCCUGGACGGUGCGGCAGAAGGCCUACGUGGAGGCGCUCCGCCUCGACACGCUCUUCACGCCGCAGGUCGUCGUGCAGGGCCGCGCCGACUGCGUCGGCACCGAGCACGACAAGCUCGCGCAGGCCGUCCGCGACGCGCCCAAGUACCCCUCGCCGGCAUUCAAGGUGACAUUCCAGCGGCCGAACCCGACGACGCUGCAGGCGUCCUUCACGGGCCCGCUCCGCGCCCGCGUGGACGGCGGCGGGAGCGUGAUGGUGGCGCUGUACGAGAGCGGCGUGUUCACCGACUGCGGCCGCGGCGAGAACAAGGGCAAGGCGCUGCUCAACGACCACGUGGUGCGCCGGCUCGAGAAGCUGGCCGCCGUGCGCGACGGCGCCUCCGCCAAGAAGACCGUCUCCGGGUCCGUCCAGUUCCCGCUCUGGGACGGCUUCCGCCCCACCAAGUGCGGCGUCGUCGUCUUCGUCCAGAACGCCGCGCUGCAGGUGCUCGGCGUCCAGCACUUGGACCUGCCCGACAAAGUCUGAUCGGGGUGCUCGCGCGCCAACUUGCCGACCAGGGGGGUUGCGAACUGGCAUGUGCCUGCCACUAUUCUUUGUGGAGUUUGAUUCGCGUGCUGUGUUGUUGAGUACGUAUGAGAUUAUUGGAUGGCUGGGAGAUGCAUGGAAUGGUGGACACAUCAGGAGGGGGGAGAAUUGUUCAGGAAUUGCAUGUAUAAUCUGAUUUCUGCACGAUGAGAAAUGGAGGCUCUUUCUGUUUUUUUUUUUUUGUCCCUACACAUCCGACACCAGUCAGGUAACAAUAACAUGAACACCAGAACAGCGUAAU